GUCUCGGCGGAAGGGAUGCUCGGGGCCGUUGACCAGCACGUCCGUCGUCUCUCUCCCUCCUGAACAGGAGCGGCGGCAGAAAGCGAAGCAGGGGGUCAAUGGCGUUGCAAGCAGCGCACUUGGAGGCGGACGCCUUCCUCGUCUGCAUGGUCCACACUCUGAGCACUGAGCAAGAAGAGGUCAUGGGCCUCUGCCUCGGCGAGGUUGGGGCUAGCCGAAUCGCUCACAUUCGCUCGGUGAUCAUUCUGCUCCGGUCAGAUAAGAGGAAAGAUCGCGUGGAGAUUUCCCCGGAGCAGCUCUCGGCUGCUUCGACGGAAGCGGAGAGGUUGGCUAAGUUAACGGGACAGCCCACGAGGGUUGUGGGCUGGUAUCAUUCCCACCCCCACAUCACCGUUUGGCCGUCGCACAUCGACCUCUGCACGCAAGCGAUGUAUCAGAUGUUGGACAGAGACUUUGUGGGGCUGAUCUUCUCCUGUUUCGACGAUGACAAAAGCACAAAGACGGGCCGGGUUGUCUUCACCUGCUUCCAGUCCCUUCAAGCCCCAGAGAGCUCCUGCAAAUAUGAAAGGGUUGAAAUUCCCGUUCACCUGAUUCCUCGCAGCACCAUGGGGAAAGCGUGUCUCGAGUCCAUGAUGGAGUUCCCCAGGGUCUUGCGUCAAGAGGAGCAAGAUGCCUUCAGGAAAAUCCAUAGCCUUUCCCAUCUGGAUCUUAUCACCAAGAUCCACAACGGAUCGGUGUUCACUAAGAAGCUGUGCAGCCAGAUGUUGGUCAUCGGUGGUCCUCUGAUGCAGUGGCUGGAGGGUCGCUUGAAGAGAAACGAAGAGAGGCUGCAGGAACUGCAGCAGGAGAAAGAGAAACUUCUGGAGGAACUCGCUGCCCUGGAGAGAGAAGAACAGAAUCUCAUGGCCUGAGAAAUGAAGCAACAGCCCAAGAUUUCUAAGCUUGGCUUCAUCCUGGCUUGCUGCUUCUCCAUCUCUUCCCAUCUUGUUGGGUGUGUUCUGUGUUUGUGCGGCAAGCUCACCACAUGAAACAUUUGCUCAGUAGAGUUGUUGUUUACUGCACACACACAAACAUGCACUGCAUAUAAAUAUGCUUUCUAUCGAGUUGCAAGCAGGCCUCUCUCUGUUCCCAGAGAGGGUUCUUUG
Messenger RNA from Lacerta agilis (Sand lizard), 1145 nucleotides. RefSeq names its product lys-63-specific deubiquitinase BRCC36-like. Bases 99 to 911 code for a protein of 270 amino acids. Gene Ontology annotation, cellular component: BRCA1-A complex; BRISC complex. The record is from RefSeq and is a predicted model, not a curated record. Gene Ontology annotation, biological process: double-strand break repair. Lineage: Eukaryota; Metazoa; Chordata; Lepidosauria; Squamata; Lacertidae. The transcript has a single exon. Gene Ontology annotation, molecular function: polyubiquitin modification-dependent protein binding; cysteine-type deubiquitinase activity; metallopeptidase activity.